Didymodactylos carnosus is the source of this 552-nucleotide messenger RNA. The record is from the annotation of a GenBank genome assembly. Lineage: Eukaryota; Metazoa; Rotifera; Eurotatoria; Philodinida; Philodinidae.
AUGGGCAUACGAUUGGUCCAUUUAUAUAAUGAUAACCAACACUACGAUUUACAAUUAAAAGACGAGGAACAAGUUUGGGAGCGUCGCUGGUGUUGGAAGGCAAAUAUAAACCCAUUAUUAGCAGAACUAAAUGAAGAAGAAUGGAAGGAAUAUUCCGAUAUAGAAAAUGGAAUUCUUGAACACGCUUAUCAACAAAAUGCAAAACAAGCGGAAAUUGGCAAUUAUCGUAUCGACUUAGAAAAACAUUGUUAUCAAUGGUCAGUUUGGCAGUGUUGUGGUUCCAUCGAUCCCGACGUAUGUGUCAUGUUAGACGACUGUGAGCCAGUCGUCCAGUUUAUCAAAGCGUCAACAAAUAACAUCACAUUGGAAGAAAAAAGUUCAAUGCGUUUACAACUAAAAAUUGAAGUAAUGUUUAAACAUUCAUUAUCAUUAUCAAAAAAAGAUUUGAUGUUAUCAACAACCAUCAGAUGUUGCUCUAACGCAUUCUGUUCGUUGAUGUACAACAUUGAUGCUCCGUCUUUAUACUUAAGACAAAUUCAAGUGGUGACAUAA